Trypanosoma cruzi is the source of this 1332-nucleotide messenger RNA. RefSeq names its product endoplasmic reticulum oxidoreductin, putative. Gene Ontology annotation, cellular component: endoplasmic reticulum membrane; endoplasmic reticulum. The coding region runs from base 1 to 1332 and encodes 443 amino acids. Gene Ontology annotation, biological process: protein folding in endoplasmic reticulum. Gene Ontology annotation, molecular function: FAD binding; protein-disulfide reductase activity; thiol oxidase activity. The transcript has a single exon. The record is from RefSeq and is a predicted model, not a curated record. NCBI's taxonomy places the organism in Eukaryota, Euglenozoa, Kinetoplastea, Trypanosomatida, Trypanosomatidae.
AUGCGAGUGAGCACCUCUUUAUUUUUGCCCGUUCUCUUGGGCGCACUAUGCUACGUGUUGUUACCUGGUGUUAUGGAGAUGGCAGAAAGGGCUCGGAAUGGGAGUUUUGUAUAUAAUUCUACCUCAAAUUUGGAUGAUCCUGAGAAUCAUGAUGAUCAUGACCUAGAGGAAAGCUUUUGCUGUUGCUCAUUAGACGAUAUCAGCAAAGGCACUAAGGAUAUUGCUCAACUUUUAAACAACAUAACAAGUCGACCUUUUUUUCGCUUCUUUAAGGUGAAUUUGGAGAAGCCUUGCCCCUACUGGGCGGUUCAACUUCUGUGCACGAGCGAAGAAAAUAACUGCCAGGUUUGUUCAUGUGAUGCAAAUGAAGUUCCGGAAGCUCUCAAAUAUUCUCACGAUAUGAGUGAUCCCUCUGUUGUUGAUUCUCGUGUUUUCUAUGGAAAGCCAGAUCCUCUUAAUGUUGAUAAAUGGGGCGUCUGGAGGGAUGCUGAUUCCACUGCGACUUAUGUGGACCUUUAUCAAAAUCCCGAAGGAAAUACAGGAUAUUCUGGACCAAUGGCCUCCCGAGUGUGGCAGGCUAUUUAUAAAGAAAACUGCAUGACAGAGGUGGUUGAGGAGAACGGGCUAAAGGCUGAAACACAAUGUAAGGAAGAAAAAGUUUUUAAAAGUCUUAUCAGUGGGUUACACACUUCUAUUACAAUGCAUGUGGCCGCCUUUUUCCACAAGGACAAGGAUGGAACGUCCCCCUUAAAAGAGUUUGGAGUUUUGAGGAAUCCCAGUGUAUCCUAUUUCCCCAACUGUGGGAUGUAUAGGCGGAUCGUAAAUAAUACGGAAUUUAUCAAUAAUCUCUAUGUCCUUUAUCAAUUUGUUCUUCGUGCACUUACAAAGACCAGGCUCGUUUUCCUAUCCGAUCUUAAUGCAUUUAACUCUGGAACAGAUGGGACACCUACGUCAGAAGAUACCUUUCUGCACAAAGAACUUCGGGAGCUUUUCAAUACCCAUUUAUUGUGCUCUACCACUUUUAACGAGGCAAAAUUUUUGGAAUCAGCAAAGGCAAAACAACUCAUCCCACAAAUGAAGCGAAUGACGUAUAAUAUAACAACCUUGAUGGAUUGUGUAACUUGUGAGAAGUGCCGUGUGUGGGGAAAGCUUCAAACCAUGGGUAUUGCUACGGCACUGAAGAUUGUUAUGAUUUCUGAAGACAGGAUAUUGGGACUUAGUAGAGGAGAGAAGGUCUCGCUCAUCAAUCUGGCUCGACAGCUAGCGAUUUCAGUGGAAAAUUUUCAUGUACUGAAAGAUGUUUGUCGACGCAUGGAGGCUGCGCAAAAGUAG